GCCGUUGGACUAUACAAUUCUGUAGAAGGUUUGAGUAAAGAUACCGAAUCUUUUAAUAUCGGAAAUAUUUCAGAAAGUAUUAAAAAUAAAGAUCAAAAAGGAAUUAUGCUACGUUAUAAAUGGGAAUCAACUAGGGAUAAGAUUGAUAAACUGUGUGAACUCAUAAAAUCGUUCGAGCAAAAUAUUAAAGGCGCAGAAGAAUACUUAAAUUCUUUAACAGACUUUAUCAAUUUUGCUGAUGCUCAUAUUAAAGCCAAGAUCGAAGCAAUUGAAAGGUCUGAAGAACUUUCACGAAUUAAAUUGCAAGCAGAAACAUACAAAAGAAUAGAAAAACGACUCGAGCAAAGGAUUCAAAUAUUCGAAUUAGAAAAUAAAUCUCAAAAUGACGCAAUUAAGCUUCCAUUAUUAGAACACCUUAUCGAAAUCAAAUAUUGCAUGACACGAUACAUGGAAAAGUAUCGUUCUGCUUAUAAAUAUUGGACUCUAUCCGAAUCCAAUUUAGAACUUUCAGUUAUCGAAGAACUCAAUGAAACAGUUAUCAAUAAAAUGUUUGAAGAUUUUGAAAAUGUCUUGAAUAAAACACCUCAACUAAAAAAGAUUAUUAUUGAAUUUGAUGAAAAACAAUGUAUUGAUGAAUUCAAACAAAAUAGAUCUGUAAAAAUCGACAUUUCGUUUGAGCGCAAGGAAUUAAAAGACUAUACUCGUCUAAGGCUUCAUACAUUUAGAGUAUUCUUAAAAGGAGUUAGAUACAUAAAUGAGGGAUCCAUAAAAGAAAUUCAGCUUUAUAUUAGUCAUUCAGGCACAUUUGAUGACAGAGGUAAUCAAGAUAAAACAAAGCCGAUACGUUUUAAAACUGAUCCUGAAAAAAAAAGAUUUGAAUAUAAAGUACGUGAAGAUUAUUCUGCUGAAUCUGAUAUAAGCAAACUGUAUGAAAUAGUUGUUGAUAAUGAAUAUUAUGAUUUAAAGUAUAAAGAUAAUUAUUUUGCUCCAACACCAUUUAGUCAAUGGAAAAUUAGUCUUUACCCAGAUAGCAAACCUGAUCUAUCCAGUCUAAUAUCAAUUAGUAUUUAUUUGGAAAUAUAUGUUUUUUGA
This is a messenger RNA of Scutellospora calospora, 1092 nucleotides long. The record is from the annotation of a GenBank genome assembly. NCBI's taxonomy places the organism in Eukaryota, Fungi, Glomeromycota, Glomeromycetes, Diversisporales, Gigasporaceae.